Menidia menidia (Atlantic silverside) is the source of this 4594-nucleotide messenger RNA. The record is from the annotation of a GenBank genome assembly. Lineage: Eukaryota; Metazoa; Chordata; Actinopteri; Atheriniformes; Atherinopsidae.
AUGUUUCCUUGUGUCUGCACACAGAGGACAGACCCUCAGCUCCUGGCCCAGUUCUAUUACGCUGAUGAAGAGCUUAACCAGGUUGCGACUGAGCUGGACAGCCUCGACGGCAGGAAGGACCCCCAGAGAUGUACCCUGCUGGUCAACCAGUUCCGAUCCUGUCAGGACAACGUGCUGAACAUUAUCAGUCAGAUCAUGGAUGAAUGUAUCCCCAACGACCGGGCCAACCGAGACUUUUGUGUCAAGUUCCCGGAGGAGAUUCGUCAUGACAACCUGGCAGGGCAACUGUGGUUUGGAGCUGAGUGUUUGGCUGCUGGCUCCAUUAUCAUGAACAGGGAGAUAGAGAGUAUAGCCAUGAGACCUCUCGCUAAAGACCUCACUCGCAGCCUGGAGGAGGUGCGGAACAUAACCAGAGACCAGGCCCUGAGAGACCUGAACCUGUACCCAGACCGCAUGAAAGAUGCAUUGCGACAUUUUGACAGCCUUUUUGCUGAGUUCGAGCUCAGCUACGUGUCAGCCAUGGUGCCUGUAAAGUCUCCCAAAGAAUAUUAUGUGCAGCAGGAGGUGAUUGUGCUCUUCUGUGAAACAGUGGAGAGGGCCUUAAAGCUGAGCUAUCUCACCCAAGACAUGAUUGAUGACUAUGAACCAGCAUUGAUGUUUACAAUUCCUAGACUAGCCAUUGUUUGUGGGCUGGUUGUAUAUCCGGACGGACCUCUUAACCUCGACCGAAAAUCAGAGGACAUAUCUGAGCUCUUCAGACCUUUUCGCACUUUAUUGAAGAAAAUAAGAGAUCUCCUGCGAACUCUCACCGAGGAGGAGUUGAUAACGCUGGAGAGGAACCUGUGUAUUUCUCAGGAUGGAGAGUUGUCCACGGGCCAGCCGCUGGCCACAAACGGUGUACCCGCACACGUCCAGGAGAAUCACUCAUCAUGCAGCCCUGCUAAUGACACCGCAACAAGGGAGGGCGAGAGGGACGAGGAGCAGCUGCCGGUGUUUAUCUGUUCCAGCAAAGAGGAGGAAUUGGCAGAGGUAGAGAAAGGCUGGGAGGAGGUGGAAACCCAGGGGGAGGAGGAGGAGCAGGAGCAGGGCCUGCUCUGCGAGGAGGCAGAGGAGGCUGAGCUGGCCUGCUCCAUGCAGUACGAUGAGGAGGAACUCGAGCAGCUCAACAUGAUGGUGUACCGAGUGGGAGACGAAAUGUCCACUCUGCUGUCCCCUCCCAGCCAGGGCCAGUCCCCGGCCCAUCAGCCCGGCCGAGAGCCCGGGGUCUCCAGUGGGGCCUCCAGCACCGAGGCCUCGCCACGCAGGACCCUGUUAAUCAAAGGAAGGACAAGCAUCUCUGCGGAGGAGGAGGACCGGGUCUUCUUCAUGGACGACCUGGAUGCCGUCCCCAGAGAGGCUUGUGGUUGUGCUGUCUCCUCCUUGAAAGAGUCGGUCCAUCCUGUGCAGCACAGGCCUGGACCCAGGCCCGAGUCGGUUAGGAACGGUUGGCACUCUGACACUACAUCAGAGCAGCCGCACCCACAGCCGCGCAGCCUGAGCACACGUUGUCCGGUAGCAAAGCGGCCCCCCUUCGCCACUGGCCCCGGUUCUGAGGCUCUGCCUUACAGCAACGGCUGGGAGAUGGGCUUAGAAGGGACAGCCUCUGAAACAGCUGAGGUCAUCGCCCAUCGCAUGGGAGGGAUGAAGCUGUCCGCCACAGUCAUUUUCAACCCUCACUCCCCCAGCUUGACAGAGCUGACUGUGGACAAGCUGCUGCUGCCACGGCCCUCUCCGUCAGAGGUGGAGCCCUGCGGCCCCCUGGUGGCCACCCACUGUCUGCUCAACUCCUGUGUCUGCUGUGGGAGCUGUGAGGACGGUCACGAGGACGCCAUCAGCACGGAGACCACAGGACUCAGCAUAGGCCUCCCACUGAGGCUGGACAAACAUUGUAAGACCUCCGCCCCCGGCACCGUCAUCCAGUCUGCUGCUUGCCAGCUUCCGCCCCUCGGUCACGAACCCCACGGCAAGUGUGAGAUCGCUCAGCUGACUCCCCCCUCCUCCCGUUGCUCUGUGGCUCCACUGGAAGAGGAUUCAAAUUCCCAGCUGUGUGAGAAGUGCCUGGUGGUGGCUCCAGGACAGGGGCAUCCCUCUCAGGAUUAUAGUUCUAGCAGAGGGGAGGGAGGCUCCCCGUGCAACCACCAGCUGAGGACUGAAAAGAGGCAGGGCUGGGGCCGGCAGAGGGACAGAGAGCUGGAUAAGGACAAGCUGGAACAUAAAGAAAUGAGGCAGGAAACCAAAGAGGACAGCAGGACAAGCUCCAGGUCUGAUCACUUUUUAGAAGUUUUUCAGAACUCUCCCCUCAGCUCUGUGUCAUGUAGUGACUGUGACAGUGUGUCGGUCACCACGUGUAGUUUGUCAAGCAGUGCAUACACACCCAGCCCUAUAAGCAGUCUGAGUCCCAGCUCAGGGACAUCAGAAGACCUGGACCACCAGGAGAUCCAGCUGGCCCUACAUGACGCCAAGCUAGCAGCCAGGAACAAGAUCCGCUCACGUUUCCACAGCAGCAGUGAUCUCAUCCACCGUCUCUUUGUUUGCAUAUCAGGGGUUGCCGAUCAGCUCCAGACCAACUACGCCAGUGACCUUCGCAGCAUCCUCAAAACUUUGUUUGAAGUCAUGGCAACCAAGUGUGACCAAGGAGACAAUGAUAAGCAAAAGAAAGCAGGUCCUGCUCUGCGCAGUGCCGUGCUGGAGGACUGCGCUCUGUGUCAGGAGACCAUUUCCUCAUCGGAAUUGGCAGCCAAAGCCCGGGAGGGCCAGUUCGAAGACCCUCCAGACUGGGUUCCCGAUGAAGCCUGCAACUCCUGCAUUGCCUGCAAAGCCCCCUUCACUGUCAUCCGCAGGAAGCAUCACUGCAGGAGCUGUGGAAAGAUCUUCUGCUCUCGCUGCUCUUCCCAUUCUGCUCCAUUGCCUCGAUACGGGCAGGUCAAGCCCGUCAGGGUGUGCACCCACUGCUACAUGUUUCAUGUCACGCCUUUCUACAGUGACAAGGCAGCCAUCUGACCCCAGAUCCUCUCAGAAACAGCACAUUUUGCCACAACAGCAUAUGCAACAAACAGAUGCACAGCAAAGCAAAAGCAACACUGCUCCGGUGACCCUCAAUGGUCGUGAUUGUAACUUUUAAGUAGGAUUUCAGAUUAUUGGCGUUGGAAAGGAAACGGCAGACAAGAACCGACAAUGGGAUGAUUCCACCUGUCUUUGACAGUUUCGGAUGUGAGAAUAAAAAUUUCAACACCAGUGAUUUACAGCCCAUCUAAUGUUUAAAGGCAGAAGGAAUGAGCAUGCAGCAGAAAAAAAUCAUCCUGCGUCAAGCAGCAUUCUGUGUAGUAGUAUGUUUUACGAAAUCACAACAUUUUUGUUCCUUUUUUCCCUUUGCUUAAGGUAUGAAUAAGACUUUUGGCAUAUUUUUCUAUGCUUUAGUGAGCCCUCCCUCCUUUCAAGUCAAGCUCCAAAAAGACUUGGAUUAUUUAAAAGAAUGUUAGUGACACCCAUCAUGUAAAUAGUGAUAAAUCUGGUUAGAAUUGUACUAAAAUGUUUUCAGUGAGAGUUUGAUAUGUAUUAGAACCUAAAAGCAAUCUCCUGCUAAAGCAAAACUGAUACACGGACAAGUUUUCUAUGAUAUUUCCUCAUGGUUUUUAUGGCGAUGAAUGUGUAACUCUCUACUACUUUGUCGCUGGAGUCCGCAUUCCAACUUGGGCUGUGAUGUGCAAUGAGAUGCUCCCUUGGACUGGAUAAAACCAAUCCCUCAGACAUUUGCAGGUCUUGGAGGCCCCCUAGUGGAGAGCUCAGUGCCCUCCAAACCAGAGCCCCACUCAGGUGCCGCCUCAGAGAAAUGCAUCCAGUUGCUGCCCGGUUUAUUUCACCCCCUCAUAAAUUCUCUCCUACAAUAUUGUGACUACUAAUUACAUUUGUCCCAAACACUCAAGAGGCCAAGCUUUUCUGUUUUGGCUCAGUUCUGACGAAUGAAGGAGUGUUGAUGAGAGUUAACCUCAGAUUGUUUCCAUCCUCAGCUCUGUUUGCGCUGUUGGACAUGAAAAGAUGUUCUGAUGCCAGACUGACAUCAUUUGCUCUCGACUCUAUGCUCUUAAACCUGCUCCACUGCUUUUAAAGCAUACAAAGUAUCUUCCAUACUUUUCAGACUCUGAAAUGGGCAGCAUGGCCCUACGAGUAACAACGUGGUCGUAUUUAAUUUGUUCUCCUCUUCUCUGACUUGAAGCAGCUUCUCAGGCAUUAAAAAUCCAAAAACAUCCACAACUGUUGCAUUAAUCCUUAAUUGAAAAGAAAGAAAACAUUCAAACUUACUUUGUAAAGUUAUGCUUUGUCUUUUAUAAAGAACAAAAAUAAUAUAAAGUGAUAAUUAUGUUUCUGUAAAAAAGGUAAGAAAUAUGGAUUCAUGCAGUAAAGAAAGGUUGGAACAUCUGAUUAUUAUUAUUAUUAUUAUUGUUUCAGAGCUUCUUAUUAUUUUUUAAAACUCAUUUUCAUUUCCAUGAUAAGAGCUGUGUAAAAUACUAAACAAAUAAUGUUCUAUAGUUUUAAAUGCGAUGUAUAUUGAAAUAAA